AAAAAAAGGAAGUGGAAAAGAACACCAGCCUUCUGUCCCGUCGGCCGUCGCCGCUCUCCCGACGCCGCCGCCGGUCGCCUCCUCGUGUAGCCCCCCACGCCGGCCAUCCCCCCGCCCGGCGUCGUCCUGCCCGCGGAUCUCCGUCGCCGCCUUCCCCGUAGAGCCCACGCGCCCCCUCCACCCCCGGCCUUGCCGUCCCCAUCGAGCACUCAAUCCGCCGGCCGUCAGGUGCACGUUGGUUUCUCGAUGGAGGCACCACCAUCGAGGCAGGAAGGAACCUAUUGGCAUUGGCAUGGCAAUGGUGAAGAUGCUGCUGCGGACGAUGGCUCCUCCUGGUGUGAUUAUUCAGAUUCUCCAGGACAUGGUUCCAGCUUACACACAGAAUGGGCCCACUUGCAGGACCAGCUUCAUAAGAUGGGCUACAGGGAAGGCAUAUCCGAAGGGCGGAAAGACGCUGCCCAAGAGGGCUUCAAUCUUGAGCAUAGGCAAUCUGCGCCUGAAGGAUACAAGUGGGGUCUUGUUCGGGGAAUUACUAGUGCAUUGGCUAGUCUUCCGGAUAGUCUAAAAGAAAAGUUGCUGCUAGACGCCCAGCAUAGAGGGAAACUUGAAGAUUUGCGCAACUCUGUGCAAGAAAUUUCACCAGAGGCUGCAGUGCGGAUGUUCCAUGAGAGUAUUAUUCAGGAUAAUGCUCCGCUAGUGGAAAGCAGGCUUCAAACCAUUCCAAAUGAUCUUCUGCUGUUGUUGCGCGAAUGCCCAGAUGUUCAAGUUCCUGAAGAGUUGAAACGAGCUCCAUAAGCAAGACAGAAAAUGCUAGUUUGCAUCGGCUGGCUUCAGCAAAUGCACUCAAAUCUGCUCAACCGAAGGGCCUGAUCCACUCUCAUAGUUGCUAUGACCUACUGCUGUUAAUGGGAUGUUAACUGCAUGCUGAUAUGUCCUUUGAUGGUCCACGGUAGUUAUUGGACUGCACACCAUGUCAGUAAAUUGUCUGCUUCUAUUUCUGUUACAGGGGUUGGUGUGAUUGGAACAUCUUGGUUUUGAAUGUUAAUGCCGUCUAUUCAUGGUGAUGCAUGCUUCAGGUUGGUGAGAGCAUCAAACCUUUGUAUCCGUUGUGCCUUGUGACUGUUGGUUUUGAGUGUUAUAUUCAUGGUGAUUCAUGCUUGAUCCAUCUGCCUUCUUCACAUAUCCGUUUGGAGUGUUUCUUGUUGUUCCUAUUCAGUGCCAUUUAUUUCGUUUCAUGUGGGACUAUUUCUUGGUUGCUCCUGAGUUGAAUGAAGUACCAGGCCCGCAUGCAGACUCUUUUUGUCUGUCUGCAUUGUUCAAGGCUGCAUCUUAUACUCAUGACAUUGCAGGACAUAAUUUGAAAUGGUUUGGUGCGCAGCACCAGAAAUCCCUGGACGAAAUGAUCGAACCUUUGGAGAUUCUUCCGCCGCCUCUUGUUGCCUGAUAUGGCAUUCGGUUAGCCUGUUAUGCACUGUAUAGCCCAGCAGGUUUGCACCAUCUUGUUCUACUGUCUCAGUUUGGCACCAAAGUAGACCAGCAACCAACAGUUAGUUGCACUCAUAUCAGUUAGUUGUGAAUUUGCGUUGAUAUCAAU
Messenger RNA from Triticum aestivum (bread wheat), 1594 nucleotides. RefSeq names its product flagellar assembly protein FliH. The coding region runs from base 247 to 795 and encodes 182 amino acids. The record is from RefSeq and is a predicted model, not a curated record. NCBI's taxonomy places the organism in Eukaryota, Viridiplantae, Streptophyta, Magnoliopsida, Poales, Poaceae. The transcript is spliced from 6 exons.